GUUCCUGUAAUUUGUUCACAAGUUAAAGAUAAGCAAUGACAUACAUUUAACGCAAACGCUCCCUAUAAAUGCCAAUUGAGUUAAAGUCAAGUAGCUGCAGGAUACUUGAAGAAAUGGACCUUGUAAUCCUCGUUGUGUGGUUGUUUCUUUGCUUCGAUUCAGCAACUGGGACACACUGCCUAAGCUGUACAUCUAUGCCUAGUAGUUUCCCAUGUGUAACAUCUACAACAUGUUCAACUGGGCAAGAAUGCUAUGCUAAGUACUUGUUGAAACCGAACGGAACGAUUAAUUACGAGUUCGGUUGUCAGGACAGUAAGACUUGCCCCGGUCAUUCAGGUACCCAUGCGUUAAUUGGCAAGCGUGCGACUGGCGAUGUCGAAAUAUGUUACAAAUGUUGCCAAGGAAAUAUGUGUAAUCAAGGACCAAUUUGUACAGGUUCUUCAACAUCUGUCCGGCCAAUGGUGGUUCCGACAACUGUGACUGUUAGUGUGACCACUUUGUCAACACCAGAUCAAACAACCCUAACGACCUCAGGUGGCGAUAUCUGUCUAUCUUGUACAGAUUCCCCUUUCACACGAGAAUGUCUCUAUACUGUGAACUGCGAAUCACAUGAGAGUUGUUAUGCUGACAAAUUCGAUAAUCCAAAUGGGGACAUCGUUUUCAAUAUGGGGUGUCGGGAUAGACAACUAUGUGGCUCUUUCGGCAAACGUGAGGUUGUGAACCGAUCCAACGGUAACACGUUGCUAUGCGCCCAGUGUUGUCAAGGAAACCUUUGUAACGCUGCCCUCUGUGGACAAACUGGACUGCCCUCUGUUGGACCCGUGUGUUUCAAGUGUGAUCAGGCCAGCACGCCGAGCUCGUGUAACACGAUAGCGCUCUGUGGACGGGAUGAUGUAUGUCAACUUGAGAAAACCCUUAGUUCGCUAACUCACGCUACGCUAUACAAAUCAGGAUGUUUGCACAAAACACAUUGUGAUAGACAUGCUCAAAGUCUAACCUUAAUUGGAAGGAAGAGAUAUGACAACACAGUUAUUACAGGAAACGACUUGCAGAUACAGUGUUGUGACUCUAACGUGUGUAAUCAUGGAAAAGUCAGCAGCGCUUCCAGUACCGCAGUGACGCCAACACAUAGCUCAACCUUAUCAAAUCAAUACGCAUGCGACAGAGGCCCAUGUGUUCAUGGCAAAUGUUUCGAAAGAGGCAUCCACUACGUGUGUCAGUGUGAGAAUGGAUGGACCGGGAAGAAUUGUGAUAAUUCUACUUCCACUACUAGUGCCCAUACUAGUACUACUUCUACUACAACUACUUCUACAACUUCAACUACUACUACUACUGCUACUACUACCAAAUUGACUGUACCUGGAGAUUGCUUGGAGUUAAGGGCCAUAACACGUGUCAGUGGCGUGUACAGCGUUCGACCGGCAGGCAUGGUUCAGACCAUUGAAGUGUACUGUGAUAUGGCAACGGACGGUGGGGGAUGGACGGUGUUUCAACGUCGUGUGAAUGGAUCUGUUGAUUUCUACCAAAACUUCUUCUCAUAUGAGAAUGGCUUCGGCGACGUUCACGGAGAACACUGGCUUGGUUUGAAGUACAUACAUACCAUGACCUCCAAAGCACAGACCGAGCUUCGGGUCGAAUUGAUGGCGGCAGACGGAUCCACUGUGUAUGAAGUGUUUCCUAACUUCCGACUGUUGACAGCACCAGACUAUAUGCUGCAUGUAGACGAGGGAAAUGGAACUGCUGGGGAUGGUCGUUAUGGUUUAUUCUAUCACAAUGGUAAUAGCUUCUCCACAUACGACCACGACGACGAUCACGACUGUGCCAUUAAAUGCCAUGGUGGAUGGUGGUAUCAUGAUUGUGCAUUUGUGAAUUUGAAUGGUCGAUAUGUAACGCCUGGAACAGUAGACACCUCCUGUGCAUACGCUGGGAUCAUUUAUCACAAUUUCAAACAACGUGCUUCAAUGACCGAGACAAAAAUGAUGUUUAGAAGAUUUUAGAAUCGAAUCUUAUGAAUAUUUGCAUACAUCUAUAAUUGCAGACUAAAUGAGCUGUAGAUUUUUACCCCUGUUAUGAUGCAGCUUUUAAACGUAAUCAAAUAAUAUCUGUUUUCGUUUUUAGCUGUCGAAAUCUUGAUUGUAUUAAUAUUGUCAGACUUUUUCACUUGUUUUAUUUGAAAAUACACACGCUAAAUUUAAUUAUUCACAUUUUCACUUAUGACUGAAACCCAGCUUAAAGUGCAUGUGCACUGUAAGGGCUUGUGCAUAUCGAAUUAUAUAUGCGUCUCGAUUGACGAUCUUACACACAGUUUUUAGUUAACAUGUAAUAGUUGUAAGUGAACUGUAUUGAGAAAAAGACUACACUGCGUACAUUUAAAUAUUUAAACUCUCAAUAAAUAGUCACUUCAUUGUUUUGCAUUUUUUAUGAAUGUGAUAACAAUUUUAUAUGCAUUUAGAAAAUAUAACAAGAACAAGUACAAUCAUUAUAUCAAUUUGCUUCUUAUACUUACUAACGGAUGAAAAAGAAACACCAUGGAGACAAACAUGAAAUCAACUCGCUUGUUUGUGUACUAAAAGAUUUUAAAUAAAUUUAUUGUGUGACUAUGUUGAACGUUCUGUACACAAAGUGUAUUAAUUUUGAUUCAUUAUAUCUUUAAUUGAGAAUAAACUUGUGUCUGUAA
This is a messenger RNA of Dreissena polymorpha, 2677 nucleotides long. RefSeq lists its product as uncharacterized. NCBI's taxonomy places the organism in Eukaryota, Metazoa, Mollusca, Bivalvia, Myida, Dreissenidae. The record is from RefSeq and is a predicted model, not a curated record. Bases 69 to 1997 code for a protein of 642 amino acids. The transcript is spliced from 19 exons.